AUGGGCAACUCUACCGAUACGCCAGUAUCGGGCUGGGUUGAUUCGCCUAAUGGAAGAGGUACUCAAGACAUUCUUUGGUCUUGUGGCUUGACCAUACUGCUGUGUUGUUGGGUGUCUGUUUACCCUAAUGUUGGCUCCCCCAAUGACAAAUGGUUCCAUCCGUUCCUCGACAAGCUGAAGCUCUUUUGCAUUGGUCUUCUUGGUCCGGACUUUUUACUGGGAAUUGCCUUUGGCCAGUGGUCAAAGGCAAGAGAAAGUGUCAUUCAAUUCAAAUACCAGCCACCCAAGGGUAAAUUUGAAUGGAAAUAUAUUCAUGCAUUCUUCGUCAAUUCCGGCGGUAUACAUUUGAAAUCCCCGGACUUCCCGAAAGGCUUUCCCAUAAAUGCACAGCAGCUUCACUAUCUGAUGCAAUACGACAUGGUUGAGCCCCUACACUUAGAAAGCCUGGACAUAUCUUUGCAGAAUUCAGUUGAUAAUGUGGCUCGCGUGAUAACGGUACUUCAAGCUGCGUGGUUUUUUGUUGGUAUCUGUGGAAGGUGGCACGCAGGCCUUCCUGUGACAACCCUAGAACUGACAACGAUCUCCUUUGUUGUCAUCAUGUUCGCUACGUCCACCAUUUGGUUUUUCAAACCCUCUUUCGAUCGCCCCCUGUCAAUCACUACAAAGGAUUCAAAAUCAAUACAGAGCAUACGGGAUUUCUCGCAGCGGGAAGUAUGUGAUACCGUCGAUGGAGUAAGAACGGCUGCUGACAGGCUAUCGCUAGACCCACCCUAUGUUGCCUACUGA
Molecule: messenger RNA, 786 nt
Organism: Penicillium cinerascens
Lineage: Eukaryota; Fungi; Ascomycota; Eurotiomycetes; Eurotiales; Aspergillaceae
Exons: 3
Coding region: 1-786 (261 amino acids)
Source: RefSeq, a predicted model, not a curated record